Molecule: messenger RNA, 564 nt
Organism: Monoraphidium neglectum
Lineage: Eukaryota; Viridiplantae; Chlorophyta; Chlorophyceae; Sphaeropleales; Selenastraceae
Exons: 7
Coding region: 1-564 (187 amino acids)
Biological process (GO): response to oxidative stress
Molecular function (GO): glutathione peroxidase activity
Source: RefSeq, a predicted model, not a curated record
AUGCAGUCUUCGCUUAUCAAGGCCCAGCGCACCGCCUUCGUGCAGUCUGCGCGCCCUACCCGUCGUCCGGUGCGUGUGAUGGCAUCCACGGGCUUCUACGGCCUCAGCGCCAAAACGCUCGAAGGCGAGGCGUUCUCCUUUGACAGCUUCAAGGGCAAGGUGGUGGUCAUCACCAACGUGGCCUGCGCGUGCGGCCUCACAAACAGCAACUACACCCAGCUGGUCCAGCUGUACGACAAAUACAAGGACCAGGGUCUGGAGGUGGUGGCGUUCCCCUGCAACCAGUUUGGCCGCCAGGAGUCCGGCAGCCCCGAUCAGAUCCGCAAGUUUGUUGACACCAAGUACGGCGUCAAGUUCCAGAUGAUGGAGAAGGUUGACGUGAACGGGCCGUCCACCCACCCCGUGUGGCAGUACCUCAAGGGGGCCUGCGCAGGCUGCGACGGCGACGUCGACUGGAACUUCAGGGCCAAGUUCAUCGUGGACAAGAACGGCAACGUGGUGGCGCGCAGCGCCGCAGACCCCGCGGCCAUCGAGCCCAAGAUCAAGGAGCUGCUGGCCGCGUGA